Dicentrarchus labrax (European seabass) is the source of this 1586-nucleotide messenger RNA. It is a transcript of the gene asmt, whose product is annotated as acetylserotonin O-methyltransferase. Lineage: Eukaryota; Metazoa; Chordata; Actinopteri; Moronidae. The record is from RefSeq and is a predicted model, not a curated record. Gene Ontology annotation, molecular function: acetylserotonin O-methyltransferase activity. The transcript has 8 exons. Bases 186 to 1262 code for a protein of 358 amino acids. Gene Ontology annotation, biological process: melatonin biosynthetic process; methylation.
UGCUACCCUCACUGCUGCUGAUGCUGGGUGGGCACAUUCUGUAACUUUGGUCUGGUUUUGUCUUCACUGCCAUUCAUACACACACCUGUUGAAGUGUCUCUGGAGCAAACAAACCAGCAGGCGAGUCGACCUUGCGUGUAGAAGAGCUUGUAGGACAUUCAGGAAGUCCUGUCCAAACUGCGGCCAUGGCUGAACGUCAAGAGAUGGGUUUAUCUGAAGGGACACGUGCUGUAGACAUGUACCCCAGAAAGAUACUGGAGUAUAUGGAAGGAUUCCUCAUCUCCAAGGUGGUUUUCUCCUCCUGCGAGCUGGGAGUGUUUGAUGUGUUGCUGGGUGCAGAGCGCCCCCUGUCUGCAGAGGAGAUCAGUCAGGCAGUUGGAGCCAGUCUGGAUGGCACACAGAGACUGCUGGCUGCCUGCACCGGCCUGCAACUCCUCAAUACACAUCAGGACAAUGGACAAGUGUUGUACAGUAACACAGAGCAGGCCAGUGUCUACCUGACCCGCUCCAGUCCUGUAUCCCUCUACCAAUCCAUCCAGUACAGCUCCAGAACCAUCUACCUCUGCUGGCACUACCUGACUGAUGCUGUCAGAGAGGGGAGAAACCAGUAUGAAAAGGCUUUUGGAGUCAGUUCGAAAGACCUGUUUCAAGCUCUCUACAGGUCUGAUGAGGAGAUGGUGAAGUUCAUGCAGUUAAUGAACUCCAUUUGGAACAUCUGUGGUAAAGACGUGGUCACAGCCUUCGAUCUUUCGCCUUUCAAGGUCAUCUGCGACCUUGGAGGCUGCAGUGGAGCAUUAGCCAAGCAGUGCACGUCAGCCUACCCAGAAUGCACUGUUACGAUCUUUGACCUCCCCAAGGUAGUGAGUACAUCGAGGGAACACUUUGUCAUGGAGGCCGACCAGAGGAUAAGCUUUCACGAAGGGGACUUCUUCAAAGACCCCCUGCCAGAAGCUGACCUCUACAUCCUCGCCAGAAUCAUCCACGACUGGACUGACGAACGCAGCAUAGAGCUCCUCAGUAAAGUCUACAAAGCCUGCAAACCAGGAGGCGCUGUGUUGCUGGUGGAGGCGUUGCUGUAUGAGGAUGGCUCUGGCCCACUGACAGUGCAGCUCUACUCCCUGAAUAUGCUGGUACAGACGGAGGGCAGAGAGAGGACAGCUGCUCAGUACGCUGCCCUGCUGGCUGCUGCCGGCUUCACCAACAUCCAGCACCGCCUCACUGGGAAGAUCUACGAUGCAGUGCUGGGGCUCAAAGAGACAUGAGACCAGUAGAUGAGGGUACACAAGUACAAGGACUGAAAACUACAAAGAAAAAGUUUUCUACUACUGUAUUUUUGGAUUCACUUUAUUUUCAUUUCACCAUAAGUCUUUCAUACUGUAUGACAAAACUUCAAUAUUCUGUAUCUGCUUUUUAACCGAAUCUGUAGGACUAUUAUAUAUAUUAUAUCUGUAGGAAUAUUCAAACCAAGGCCCACUAUUGCUGCCCAGUUUUGAAUACUGAAUAUUCUGAAUUAUUGUGCAUCAUUUUCAUCUGUAAAUCAGUAUAUUUGGUAUCUUUGGGAACUAAAAUAAAGUUCUACAACAAUG